This is a messenger RNA of Carassius carassius (crucian carp), 1440 nucleotides long. Its product is annotated as gastrula zinc finger protein XlCGF52.1-like. Gene Ontology annotation, molecular function: DNA-binding transcription factor activity, RNA polymerase II-specific; RNA polymerase II cis-regulatory region sequence-specific DNA binding. The record is from RefSeq and is a predicted model, not a curated record. NCBI's taxonomy places the organism in Eukaryota, Metazoa, Chordata, Actinopteri, Cypriniformes, Cyprinidae. Gene Ontology annotation, biological process: regulation of transcription by RNA polymerase II. The coding region runs from base 64 to 1293 and encodes 409 amino acids. The transcript has 3 exons.
GCGCCGCGCUCCUGCUCUGUUGUGGCUCGGCUGAAGAUAGACAGGAAAAGCUCCUGUGAAGCGAUGGCGUUUAUUAAAGAGGAGAGUGAAGAUGUGAAGAUUGAAGAAGCUUUCAGAGUCAAACGUGAAGAGACUGAGACACAAACAAAGAUGGAGUUUAUUAAAGAGGAGAGUGAAGACACAUUCAGAGUCAAACAUGAAGAGACUGAGACACAAACAGACUGGAUGUCAUGUAAAGAGGAGAGUCAAGAACAGAAUGAAAUGGAAGACAAAGAUCAGUAUGAGAAACAUCAUGGCUUCACUGGAGAAACCGCCAAUUUAAGUUGCUCACAGACUAAGAAGACUUCUACACGAAAAAGAGCUCAAAAGACAAGAGCUAUACAUCAUUUCACUUGCCAACAGUGUGGAAAGAUUUUCAAUGUAAAAAGAAACCUUGAAGUUCAUACUAGAAUUCACACUGGAGAAAGGCCUUACAGCUGCCAACAAUGUGGGAAGUGUUUCAUUAAAAAGGGAUCCCUUAAAGACCACAUGAGAACUCACACCGGUGAGAAACCUUACACAUGCCCUCAAUGUGGAGUAAGUUUUGCUCUAAAAGGAAUCCUUGAAAGGCACUUCAGAAUUCACACCGGAGAGAAGCCUUACACCUGUCCUCAAUGUGGAAAGAGUUUCAUUCGAAAAGGAAGUCUUAAAGGCCACAUGAGAAUUCAUACUGGAGAGCAGCCUUACACGUGUCCUCAGUGUGGAAAGAGUUUCACACAUAGACAAGCUCUUAAUGCACACAUAAAAAUUCACAUAGGAGAGAAGCCUUACGUAUGUGAUGAGUGUGGAAAGAGUUUCUAUCAACCAGGAGACCUCAAAUUCCACAUGAGGAUUCACACUGGAGAGAAUCCUUUCACCUGCCAACAAUGUGGAAAGAGUUUUACUAGAAAAGCAAACCUUGAAAUCCACUUGAGAAUUCAUACAGGAGAAAAGCCAUUCAUAUGCCCUCAGUGUGGAAAGAGUUUCUAUCAACCUGCAAACCUUAGAGUCCACAUGAGAAUUCACACAGGAGAGAAACAUUUUACCUGCCAACAGUGUGGAAAGAGUUUCACUCAGAAUGGAAACCUCAAAGCCCACAUGAGGAUUCACUUAAGACAGAACAGUUUUAUAUGUCAUGAGUGUGGAGUGAGUUUCACGGACAGGAACGAAUUUAAGAAUCAUGUAACAUCUCACACUGGAGAGAAAUUGAGGAUUUACAGUGAAGUGAACCCUUUAACAUGUUUCCCUGAGGUUUCAGAUCUAAAGAAAACUUAACAGUCAUGUGGCAUUACAUGCCAUUUACUUAUCUUAAAGUGUUGGUCAUCCAAAAAUAGUUAAGCCUCAAGUUGUUAUAAACCUGUAUGAGUUUUACUUUUAAGGCUAGAAUACAUUACACGAUUGUUAAAAUCUGAACAGAUUUUA